Molecule: messenger RNA, 1026 nt
Organism: Fraxinus pennsylvanica
Lineage: Eukaryota; Viridiplantae; Streptophyta; Magnoliopsida; Lamiales; Oleaceae
Source: the annotation of a GenBank genome assembly
AUGGUUAAACUUCCAAUCAAUGCCGCUGUGGCUAUUCAUCAACGUAAGAGUGUGCCCAUUCCAUGGUCUUGUGGAAGAUCAAUAGGCAGAAAUGUCAGUAUUAAUGUUUUGAAAAGGCGAGAUAUUUUGGUUACGAAUGCAAGCACUCCAGCACAAUCUGUUGAACUUGCGGUUACAAAUACAUCGCAAAAUGUUGGUCUUCCUAUAAUGGUAAAUGGUUGUACUGGAAAAAUGGGGAGGGCUGUUCUUGAAGCCGCCAUCUCUGCUGGACUUCACCCUGUUCCUGUAGCAUUAGGUGGUCCAGAAGAUAAUGGGAAAAUUGUGGAUGUUGGUGGAAAGGAGAUCAAAAUUCAUGGCACGUCUCAAAGAGAAGACAUUCUAUCUUCUGUUUUAAAUGAAUAUUCCAACUUGAUUGUGGUAGACUACACAGUCCCAGCUGCUGUGAAUGAAAAUGCUGCACUGUAUUGCAAAGUUGGAGUACCAUUUGUAAUGGGAACCACUGGAGGAGACAGGGAGCUGCUGUAUAAGACUGUUGCAGACUCAAAUGUUUAUGCUGUGAUCUCACCACAAAUGGGUAAACAGGUGGUAGCAUUUCUUGCAGCCAUGGAAAUUAUGGCAGAACAGUUUCCCGGAGCUUUCUCUGGGUAUCAAUUACAAGUGAUGGAGUCCCAUCAAGCUAGCAAAUUGGAUGUUUCUGGAACUGCUAAGGCUGUCAUCUCAUGCUUUCAGAAACUUGGAGUCUCUUUUGAACUAGAUCAGGUUCAACUAAUACGAGACCCCAAGUUACAAAUUGAGAUGGUGGGUGUCCCAGAAGAACAUAUAUAUGGCCACGCUUUCCAUAUGUAUCAUUUGACGUCGCCUGAUGGAACUGUUUCCUUUGAGUUUCAGCACAAUGUUUGCGGGCGAUCAAUUUAUGCAGAGGGUACGGUUGAUGCUUUACUUUUCCUUGCCAAGAAGGUUCAAUCGAGAGCAAACAAGCGGAUUUAUGACAUGAUUGAUGUUUUACGCGAGGGUAACAUGAGAUAA